AUGCCAAUUGCAGCAGUAGCAUAUGACAAAGGGCAGCUGAGAGAGCUGCUGCCUGUAUAUUACAACCGGUUUUUCCCCUAUGACAUGUUCUACAAGUGGCUGAGCUAUGAGAAUUUGGACAAGCAGUACUUCCCCAAUCGGGAAUUCUCCAUUUCAACAUUGGAUGGAGGAUUCUUUCGUUUCCUGUCUUACAAAGAUCAAGAAGAGUUCAUGAAGGACAUCAAAGAAAGAGUCCCAUCGCGAAUUGAAAUUGGUGCUGUUUUCAAUUGGCGGCCAAAGGAGCGGUUCAUGGUGAGCUCAAUUGUUGCACAGGAGAAGGAAUUGGUGUUUGACAUUGAUGUGUCUGAUUAUGAUGAUGUACGAAACUGCUGCAAUGAAAAAUCCAUUUGUGACAAGUGUUUUCGUCUCAUGACCCUUGCAGUGAAGAUCAUUGAUGUGGCCUUGAGAGAAGACUUUGGUUUCAAGCAUUUACUCUGGGUCUUCUCUGGUCGUCGAGGAAUCCAUUGUUGGGUUUGUGACAAGGAAGCUCGGUCUUUGAAUACUGCUGCUCGCUCUGCUGUUGCUGAAUAUCUCACAAUAGUCCGUGGGGGUGAAAACAUGCAGAAGAAAGUCCAGCUUCCUCCAAGGCUUCAUCAUCAUGUGAAGCGAUCAGUGGAGAUAAUUAGAAAAAGCUUUAAGGAAGUAUGUGUCAUUGAUCAAGAUAUUCUGGGCACAGAAAACAGAAUGAAACAAAUGCUAGAACUCAUUCCAGAAAAGGCCAUGCGAGAUGAUGUGGCUCAGGUCAUGAGUCGUCAGACUACUUCUCAGGCCAGAUGGCAAUGCUUUGAAGAGAUCUUCAAAGACUAUCAAGGCAAGAAGAAAAUGAGGCAGUUUUCUGCUCAUCUGGUGGAGGAGAUUAUGCUUCUAUAUGCAUAUCCAAGAUUGGAUGUUAAUGUCACCAAAGGAUUGAAUCACUUGCUCAAAGCACCUCUAUGCAUUCAUCCAGAUACAGGAAACAUCUGUGUACCAAUUGAUGUGGAUCACAUUGAUAAAUUUUCUCUUGAUUCAGUUCCAACUAUUGCUGAAGUCAUCACACAGUUGGAUCAGGCAAAAGGGGAAGAGAGUUCUGCACCCAAGGGUCAGAAGGAUUAUAUGUACACUUCCCUUCAGCCAGCCAUGGAAAUAUUUAAUAAGUUUAUCAAGAAUCUCCAUGCCUCUGCUAAAGGGAAAAGGAUUGCUCUGAGUGAUGAGAAAAUGACCUUUUGA
Darwinula stevensoni is the source of this 1245-nucleotide messenger RNA. The record is from the annotation of a GenBank genome assembly. NCBI's taxonomy places the organism in Eukaryota, Metazoa, Arthropoda, Ostracoda, Podocopida, Darwinulidae.